AUGGUACGUUCCUCCCAAACCGCGUUCAGCUGCCCUCUGGUCCCCUCUGCAUGCCAGGAGAAUGGUGGAAGAUCUGUACAUGAGACAACUCGAUACCAACUCGAGAAUUUGAACAACACUCUGCCGAAGGGUCCUCCCCCGGCAAAUACGCGAGAGGGUACAGCGCGGAAGGGAGAAAAGACCCGCGAUGUUGGCGGCAGUUUUGCGACUCGUCGUGGGCAUGCCAGCCAGCUGUCAAUCUCCGACCCAAGCCACCACGUAACGGAAGCGAUAGGCGACCUCUACGGCGACAGCGACGAUGAAUCCGUCCACGACGCCCGCCGGCAGUCCCGGCCGCUGAGUUUCAUCGCCGCCCCGUACGGCGGGGAGCAGAUCCAAAAGGAGGAGCAGCAUGGCAAGCAAGACCGUCCCGAAGAUCGGCAUAAGCUGGUGCGCACGACCUCGGACCAGACCACCGCCACGACCGCCUCGCUCCCCAACGGCCAUCAACCCAUGAAAAAGGCGCAGACACUCCCGACGAGGAUACCUAGCCAACGCAACAAUUCCUACGAAGGGUCGCUCUCUCCCAGAUCGCCCAUUUCCCCCUUGUCGCCGUCCCUGUCGCUUCGCGAUGUCAACGGGGAUUCCUCCUCGUCCUUCCCGCUGACCAACAUCGACGACCCCAGCGACAUCGCCCAGGAGCUCAGCAAUCUACAGGCACUCCGGCGCAUGUCGAUGGAUGUCGGCAACAACAGCGACCCGGACUUGCUCCCUUUCCAGGGAAUGACCCUGACGGCCAUGCCCUCGAUAGCCCCGACUGGGGAGGAUGACGAAGGCGACCUAUCCCGCCUGCUGUGGGUGCCGGCCAAGGUCCAUCCCGAACUUGCCCCGGAUCAGUUCAAGAACUUUCUCGAAAAGCGAGUCCAGUCGAUGAAGCGAAGAUCGGGCGACUCUAUGCUCUCGGUAGAUACGAUGGACUCGGGAAAUGAUGGCGGAGGCUUGCGGCGGAAAAAAUCCAUGCUUUCGAAGCAGAUCGACAAGAACGGGGCAGACGGCUAUGUCGACGGGGCAGAGCGGCUCGAAAGAAAACGAUCAUCGACCGGGCAGUCGGCUGCGGAGCUCAGCCUCGACGAGCUAGUCAAUGACCCAACCAAGGUUGUGCAGAAGCUUACCCUGGAGACCCAGAACGCAGAGGCCGGUGCCGAGAGGAGCAGCAUGGACAACGACAUGCCCAUAUUGCCUGUGGCACCGGGUAUGGGGCUGCGAAGGUCAACGCGAACGACGUACCGCAAGGGAGGCAGUCUUCGUGGCGACCGCGUGCCUUUUUCCAAGAGAGUGGCUGCCCGGCAAGCAGACAAGGAAGCUGCUGAAGAGUCGCCGCGCACCUCAAAGUCUUCCGAGUUUGAAGCACCCAAAGGGCACGGGCUGCAGCGCGUGCAGUCCGAACCCAUUUCAGACAAUUUCUCGCGCCCCGCCAGGUCUGUGAGGCGGCAGCACGGGUUCUCGAGGGACUCGCCGUCCAGCGCUGUCGACACCACCCAGACCGACUCACUAGACGACGAGACUCACCACCAGUUCCCCGCCAGAAAGCAGUCUAUCGACUCGACAAUGUCUGCCUCGACCGUCCCCACCAUCGUGGAAACUCCGGCGGACGAAACGCCACAACAGGAGACCACCCUCCCCUCCAGGCCAUUUCCACAGCGCUCAUCCUCCCAAAAGGCCGCCAUGCAAUAUUCGCCUCAGCAGCACCAAGACGAGCAACCCCCUCCAGCACCACAACAAUCAGCACAACAACCACCGCAUCCAGCCCCGACACACCCACCACCUCGAUCCAGCAAACGUCCUUCCCUGCGCACGCCCAGCCAUGGGUCUUCUGCCAGCAUGGAGCACCAACCCUCUCCCGGCGCAAAUCAUACUCUGAACGAGAUGGCGCAGCAUCCCUCGCCCUUGCCAGGAGGCGGCGCGACUCGCACGGACAGCCUCACCUUCAUCCCCACCAUGUCCAUCGACGAAAGGAGAUACGACAGGAAGAAGGAGAAGGAAGACAGCGAGCCCAGCAAGACUAUGAGUUGGAAGUGGUUCAAGAGCGAGGACAAGGAUAAGAAGAAGAAGAAGGAGAAGGAGAAGGAGAAAGAGAAAGAGAAGGAACUCGAGAAAGAGCGCGAGCGCGAGCGAGAGCGGGGGAGAGAGAGAGAACGCGAGAGGGAAAAGGACAAGGACAAGGACGAGCAGCGGAAAUCGCGGUCCAAGCUGGGCGAAAAGGUGCACGACAACGCCCGGCUGGAUCUGCUGCAGAGCUCCAUCGACAACGCCAUCACAAAGGGGCGGGAGAGCCUGCUGCUGGACCGGGAGAGCAUCGACAACAAGCUCUCGGAGGAGCGCAAGAAGGAGAGCAGCCGCAAGGGCAGCGACUCGAAGAAGGAGAAGGACGGCUUCUUCGGCUCCUUCUUCGGCGGCUCCAAGAAGAAGGAGAGCAAGGAGCUCGGCGCGCCCAAGGGCGGCAAGCAGCGGGCGCUGUCGCCGGAGCCGCCCGCGCGCCUGCUCAAGCCCGACGUCGACUACCCGUACACGCGCUUCCCCAUCGUCGAAGAGCGCGCCAUUUACCGGAUGGCGCACAUCAAGCUGGCCAACCCGCGGCGCGACCUGCGCAGCCAGGUGCUGCUGUCCAACUUUAUGUACUCGUACCUGGCCAAGGUCCAGGCGAUGCACCCGCAGCUCAACGUGCCCGUCUCGCCGCAGCAGAAGCGGCAGGAGGAGGAGCGCAAGCGGCGCGAGCAGGAGCAGCAGUACCUCAUGGAGCAGCAGAUGCAGCAGCAGCAGGGGCAGCAGGGGCAGCAGCAGGGCGGCGACGGGCAGAGCAGCAUUGACCAGUUUAACUUUGAGUACCACCGGUCAACGAACCAGUACGGCGACGCUGGGAGCCAUAACCAGGACGGCAGCGUCGACUAUAUAGACGACGCUCAGAUUUACGAAUACGAUCACGGCGGGCACGACCAGAGGGAGGGCGGCGGUGGCGAGUAUCACCACGACCAGAACGGGGGCGCCCGGCAGCAGGACUAUUACGAGUACGACCAGCAGCACGAUGGUGGAGGUGCGGGUUCGGGUGCCUCGGGCAGGAGAAACGAUAGCAACGACAUGUGCCGGGAUGGGACUAUUUGGAAUUCUUAUGUUGUUUUCUUUGGCCGAGGCUCUCUUUUGCAAGAGGGCAAGCCGAGUCGGGACUGGCGAGAGGAGAUCGAACGAGUUGGCCGGGAGCAUUACCGAGAGUGCGAUGAGAUGUGUUACGACUACGAGGGCACGACGCUUCUAGUCGGAUGA
Messenger RNA from Thyridium curvatum, 3297 nucleotides. RefSeq lists its product as uncharacterized. The transcript has 4 exons. The record is from RefSeq and is a predicted model, not a curated record. Gene Ontology annotation, cellular component: cytoplasm; cell septum. The coding region runs from base 1 to 3297 and encodes 1098 amino acids. Gene Ontology annotation, biological process: positive regulation of G2/M transition of mitotic cell cycle; establishment of cell polarity. NCBI's taxonomy places the organism in Eukaryota, Fungi, Ascomycota, Sordariomycetes, Thyridiales, Thyridiaceae.